Messenger RNA from Penicillium macrosclerotiorum, 1752 nucleotides. RefSeq lists its product as uncharacterized. Lineage: Eukaryota; Fungi; Ascomycota; Eurotiomycetes; Eurotiales; Aspergillaceae. The transcript has 9 exons. The record is from RefSeq and is a predicted model, not a curated record. Bases 1 to 1752 code for a protein of 583 amino acids.
AUGGAUCCCCUUUCGAUCUCCGCCUCGGUCGCCGGGCUCAUUACGAUAUCAACGCAAAUUCUUGGCAUCAUCGGGGCCGUCAAAUCGAAGAACAAGAAGGGACUCGAGUCAAUCUCACGAGAGGUCACAACUGUUCGAGGCAUCCUUUGCCAGAUUCAAGAGAUCAUUCAGUUCCAGUCGACAAAGCCGACCAAAAGUGCGGAGUGGUUGGACACACUGAACACAACCCUAGAUGAUUGCGGAGAGACGUAUCUUUCUCUUCAAAAGGACUUGCAAGCGCUCGUUUCAAGCUCCAAACUGACAUCUCUGAAAAUGAAAGUCAAAUGGACACUCAAGGAAAGUGAUAUCCAAGAUGCUUUGAGAAAGCUGGAGAGCUACAAGCUCUCGUUGGACUUAUUGCUUUCAAUCCAGACCAAUACUGCAACGACAAACAUCGAGGAAAUUCUCAGACAGGUUCAGACCAAGCUAUCGUUGAAACCUACAGAGUCUCCUACUGUCCGAACGCCUCUUGCUUGGAGGCAAAAGUUGGCAGGCUUGGACACAGGAUCAGUGACGGUACCGACAAAUGACACUGAUUCAACAUCCUCAACUUUAGGGAAUAGCAGCAUUUCUCUCGUUAAAGAUAAUGAUACCUCUUUCAUUAUUCCUGGGUCAGAAAGAGCAGGAUGGGAUAAACCAGGUUUCUACGGCAUUACUAAAGAUGAAGGCUUUGACGCCCCUGAUCUAAAUGAUCCUGAUCUGAGCUGCGUCUGCGAAAUGCAAAUUGGCAGACAGAAAAUUAGCCUCGUCUGCAGCUGGGAUGGGGAAGAGCCGAGCGGGACAAGCGGAACGAUGAGGCCUAUUGUGGCGCAUCUUCUCUUCAAGGUUUUGUCCGCUACGCUGUGUGAGCGAGUAUUCGCUCCAGUAGGAGAAACGAGCCUGGUAAUCGCCCGCUGCGAUUCUAAAAGCACUGUGUGCGCUACCGGUGAACUUGAUGUACAUGAAAACCAAAAUGACUUUUGUCUCAUGCUGGGUGCUUUUGCUUUGAGAUCAAAGCCUGGUUCUGAGCAAAUUCUGGUGAAUUUUGAAAAUGAACAAGAUCGAGAUCAGUUUCUCGUGCAUCUGUACGCAGUUCGAUAUCUACAACGGAUGGAUCAUGCAUUUGCCAGUCCUCUAAAGCUAUAUCAUUAUUCCCCUGCUCAUCUAAGAGCUCAGCAUGUCCAAUUGGGAUAUGAGAAUGGCACUGAGAAAUCAUAUAUCUACCCAUAUUUCUAUGUUGAAUACAGCCUGGAGAGCCGUUCCCCGAGAAUCGCGUGCGCAACGAAGCUAGAUAGCCAGGAAUCAGUAUUCAGCGAAGAUCUUUCGGCACUUGAUUUUCAAAUAGUGGGAGAAGAAACCAUUGUGUUCAAUACACCAGAUGGAAGCGCCCUACGAACCAUCUCAAUAACCUUUAGUGGUCUAAACGAGCUUUUCCGGGUUUAUUAUCGUUUAGAAGAUAUCCUUCAGGAGUGGAGACUUCUCAAGACGAAGAAGAUCGAUGAAUUCGAGGUCAAGAAACAAUGGUCUUUCAAAAGGCUAGAGUUCUGGGAAGAAUCAAAAACGCCUGAGAGCCCAUUCUACAAUGUGGUCGUCGUUGCCCAAGCCGACCUCUUCCUGAAAAGAAUGAAGAUGGAUGUAUUUGACCAAGAGCAAACUCGGAAGCUAGCCUCUUAUUAUGGUAUGUGGAUCCCAUUCUUGCCAUUGAUCUCUCUCCCUUAUCAUUUGCUUUACUGA